Molecule: messenger RNA, 1237 nt
Organism: Equus caballus (horse)
Lineage: Eukaryota; Metazoa; Chordata; Mammalia; Perissodactyla; Equidae
Gene: ATPSCKMT
Product: ATP synthase c subunit lysine N-methyltransferase
Biological process (GO): regulation of mitochondrial ATP synthesis coupled proton transport; peptidyl-lysine trimethylation; positive regulation of proton-transporting ATP synthase activity, rotational mechanism
Cellular component (GO): mitochondrion
Molecular function (GO): protein-lysine N-methyltransferase activity
Source: RefSeq, a predicted model, not a curated record
GGAACUCUCGCGAUGGAGCGAGGCGGAGGUGCGCCCCCAGAAACACUUAGAGAAGAAGGCCAGUUGGGAUGUGUGCCGCCUCCAGGUCUUGAAGCCAGCUGUGUGAAGAAGAGCAGUUGGGGGUUCUUAUUUACCGGGAUCGUUGGUGGGACGCUGGUGGCCGUGUAUGCUGUGGCCACACCCUUUAUAACACCAGCCCUCCGAAGAAUUUGUUUGCCUUUUGUUCCCGCAACUACAAAGCAGAUCGAAAAUGUUGUGAAAAUGUUGCGAGGCAGAAGAGGAUCCGUGGUAGACGUCGGCAGCGGCGACGGACGGAUUGUGAUCGCGGCUGCAAAGGAAGGAUUCGCGGCUGCUGGUUAUGAAUUGAACCCGUGGCUAGUCUGGUACUCCAGAUACCGCGCUUGGCGAGAGGGGGUGCAGGGCUCGGCCAAGUUUUAUAUUUCAGACUUGUGGAAGGUUUCUUUUUCGCAGUACUCCAACGUUGUUAUCUUUGGCGUGCCUCAGAUGAUGCCGCAGUUGGAGAAGAAACUGGAGCUCGAGCUCGAGGAUAACGCUAGGGUCAUUGCUUGCCGGUUCCCUUUCCCGCACUGGACCCCGGACCAGGUCACCGGCGAGGGGAUAGACACCGUGUGGGCAUACGACAUGAGCACUUUCAGAGGGAGGGAGACGAGGCCCUGAAGGUCGAUGCGUUUCCAGCUGGUCAUUCAAAUUAAACUGUAUUAUUAUUUUUUAUACAUAAAUUUUAUUGAGAGUGUUUGCUGAAGUGUUGGUGGUCUUUGAUUUUAUAGAGACCUACAGCGAUGUCUUCAGCAUACAGUAUAUUUUUCUUUGGUAUGGAAUGAGAAAUUACUGUUACUUUCUGUGACUUUUGGAGGAAACAAAAGUUAAGAACAGCAGGUAGAUUUAAAAUCCCCUUCUGUUAUAAUCUAAAAAAGGAGUGACUACCUUUUCAUGCACUUAGAUGUAUGAAAACGUGAAUAAGUGACGGUCAUGUUGAUGGGUGGGAAAAAUGUCAACAGCUCUUCACAUUGUAAAGAGUAUGAUUAAAUGCCAUAGAUGAGAAGAAACACUUUUUAAAGAGAGUAUGUGUUAGUAAAUGUUUGCAGUUUCCUAGAGCUUUAUUCAUACUUAAGAUUUCUCUUUCUUUUCUGUACUUCCUGGCAAGAUUGAUUUGUUAAAGGACUUGGAGAGUCAUUCAUAUUUUAUAACGUAUAUUAUGAAUAAUUUGUUCCAAGGC